AUGUCGGCCAACGGAGAGCAACCGGUCGGCCAUGUUCCACAAGAGAAUGGUUUACGCAUCAAUGGUGACACGACCAAUGGGAGCUCGCGGUUUGAUCCCGACUUUACGGACAGCGUGAUCAAUGCCACUGGGCCAAAGACGAAUCCGCGGGUGAAGAGUGUCGUCGCCAGCUUGAUCCGACACAUGCACGACUUCUGCCGGGAGAACGAGAUCACGGUGACCGAAUUUAUGGCUGGCGUUGAUAUGCUCAAUCGAGCAGGUCAGAUGUCCGACGAGAAGCGCAACGAAGGCCUGCUGCUCCUCGACGUCCUCGGCAUUGAAACGCUGGUUGAUGAGAUCACACAUAAAGUCGUCAGCGAAGCGCACGACCUGCCAACCGCCACAGCUGUCCUGGGACCUUUCUGGCGAAAAGAUGCACCUAUCUAUAAGAUGGGCGAGUCCAUCGUUCAGAACUCUGACGAUGGCGAGCGUGCACUUGUGCACGGCAAGGCGUUGGACUUCGACACUGGCAAGCCGAUCGCCAACGCGGAGAUCGAUGUCUGGCACACUGGGAGUAAUGGGCUGUACGAAAACCAAGACCCCUCGCAGCCGGACAUGAACCUCCGCGGCCGCUUCUACACGAACGACGACGGCUCCUACCACUUCUACUGCCUCCGCCCGACGAGAUACCCCAUCCCGCUCGACGGACCUGGAGGUCAGCUGCUGGAACUGCUAGAUCGCCAUCCGUACCGUCCAGCACAUAUCCAUUUCAUCUUGUCGGCGGAGGGGUACAAGCCGUUGGUGACGCAGAUUUUCGAUCGGAGGGAUGAAUAUAUCGAUAAUGAUACUGUGUUUGCGGUGAAGGAUAGCUUGGUGGUUGAUUUCAAGCAGAGAAACGGGGAUGAGAAGGCGGAGUUUGAGCUGGAGUAUGAUUUCAGGCUUGUUGGAUUUGGAGCUGCUCACAGGAAAUGA
Molecule: messenger RNA, 951 nt
Organism: Saxophila tyrrhenica
Lineage: Eukaryota; Fungi; Ascomycota; Dothideomycetes; Mycosphaerellales; Extremaceae
Exons: 3
Coding region: 1-951 (316 amino acids)
Biological process (GO): catechol-containing compound metabolic process
Molecular function (GO): ferric iron binding; catechol 1,2-dioxygenase activity
Source: RefSeq, a predicted model, not a curated record